AUGUUUUUCUUUUACGCUCAUUUUUUUUCUUCUCUUUCCUCUCUUUCAUGUCUUUUCAAAUUUUUCAAUGUUCUUCAUAUUUUUUAUCACCAUUUUAUUUCUUUUUUUCUUUAUCUUCUUUUCCAAUACUGUAAUUUCUUUCAUUCAUUGUUUCUUUCUUCAUUCCUUCAACUCAUUCAUAUUCACUUUCUUUUUCUUUGCUCAUAUUUAAUUUUUAUUGAGUUCUCUCUUUCCCUUCCAUUUUAUUUCAAUGCUUGUUUCUCCUUCUUCUCGCAUGUUUAUUUUAUUUUACUUCCUUUACUUUCGUUUCGUUUUCCUUCUAUAUGUCAUUCCUGUUUUUUAUAUUUUUCUUUCUUUCUUUGUUCAUUUUCCCACCCUUUCGUUAUAUAUUUCCUCGCUUCUUUUCUACUUUUCUUUCUUUUUUUCGUUCUUUCUUUCAUUCUUUCUUUCUUUCUACUGCCAUAUUCAUUUAAUCUUUCAUUAUAUCCACUCUUUUACUUUUUAGUGCUUUCUUCCUUUCUUUUCUGUUUUGUUCACCUUUUGCCAUUCUAUCUUUUCUUUUUCAUUUCUCUUUUCAAACCCUACUUUCUUGUGUAUUUUCUAAUUGACUUAGGUAUAAACGCCUUCAAUAUUUACUAA
This is a messenger RNA of Acanthosepion pharaonis, 639 nucleotides long. Lineage: Eukaryota; Metazoa; Mollusca; Cephalopoda; Sepiida; Sepiidae. The record is from the annotation of a GenBank genome assembly.